AUGAGAGAAGGUUUGUGGUUUUAUCCUGUUGAUUCCAAAAUAAUAAUAAUACAAAACUGAAAAUAAGCAGACGCACGGAGACGACGCUGGUUGUAAAAGAAUCCGCAAAAGCCCCCCCAAAAACCCAAGAGGAAGUCUGGAUUACUAUUUCACCGAGGUGAUUCCAACCGGUCUACAAAUGAGCAACAGCACUUGACAUUGAUGAGGCCCAGUCGCCCAAUGAAAGAGGAGUGACCACUUCACCCUCCUUUUGUUGCACUGCAUCCAGAGGCCAGUGAGGCUGAAGAGGGAUCCCUUCAGCCCGCCUCAUUUUGUAACCAUUUCCUCUCUGAGUUGGUCCCAGAAGUGUUUCAAAACUGUUUCUCCAACGCUUUUUCCAGAAACUUAGACUGUUUUCCAAAGCAGAAGCAGCACAGCCCUCCCAGACUGAGGUGAUGGGAAGCGUGCGAGCCAGCCGCUACAGCAUUGUGUCAUCAGAGGAGGACGGCAUGAAGCUUGCCACAAUGGCAGUACCCAACGGCAACAGCAAGGGCAAGGUGCACACGAGGCACCAGCCGCAGAGCAGAUUUGUAAAGAAGGACGGUCACUGCAACGUGCAGUUCAUCAACGUGAGCGAGAAGGGUCAGCGGUACUUGGCUGACAUCUUUACCACAUGUGUGGACAUCCGCUGGAGGUGGAUGUUCAUCAUCUUCUGCCUGGCCUUCCUCCUGUCCUGGCUGUUUUUUGGCUGCGUCUUCUGGCUGGUGGCCAUCUUUCACGGGGACUUAGAAAAUAAUGACCAUCCAUGUGUCUCCAAUGUUAGUAGCUUCACUGGUGCCUUCCUGUUCUCCAUUGAGACUCAAACGACGAUUGGUUAUGGCUUCAGAUACGUAACGGAGGAGUGCCCAGUGGCUGUCUUUAUGGUGGUGUUCCAGAGCAUUGUGGGCUGCAUCAUUGACGCCUUCAUCAUUGGUGCAGUCAUGGCAAAAAUGGCAAAGCCCAAGAAGAGGAAUGAAACACUGGUUUUCAGCCAUAACGCUACAGUGGCCAUGAGGGACAACAAGCUCUGUCUGAUGUGGCGUGUGGGCAACUUAAGGAAGAGCCACCUGGUCGAGGCACAUGUGAGAGCCCAGCUUCUCAAAUCCCGAACAACAGCGGAGGGAGAGUACAUCCCCCUCGACCAGAUGGACAUAGAUGUGGGCUUUGACAGCGGAGUCGACCGCAUCUUCCUGGUCUCCCCGAUCACCAUUGUACACGAGAUCGAUGAGGACAGCCCUUUCUAUGACAUGAGCAAACAGGACCUGGAGAACUCGGAGUUUGAAAUCGUAGUCAUCUUGGAGGGCAUGGUCGAGGCGACGGCGAUGACCACACAGUGCCGAAGCUCCUAUGUCGCCAGCGAGAUCCUCUGGGGCCAUCGCUUUGAGCCCGUGCUCUUCGAGGAAAAGAACUAUUACAAGGUGGACUACUCCCGCUUCCAUAAGACAUACGAGGUGUCGAGCACCCCUCUGUGCUGCGCCAGAGACCUGGCAGAGAAAAAAUUCAUUCUCUCCAACUCCAACUCCUUCUGCUACGAAAACGAGAUGGCUCUGGACAACAAAGAGGACACAGACGAGGGGAACGGGGGCAGCGUCGGCCCUGAUGGCACUCAGACAGACAACAUCUCAGAGAGCGAACAUAACCAAGCCAUGGUGCCUCUAGAGCCCCGGCCUCUGAGACGAGAGUCCGAAAUAUGACUGUUAAGACAUCUCGUGAGAGAUUUUCCGAGAGUCGCAUCUCUGCUCUGAAAAGGCACUACGAGCCAAGCUGGGUUAGAGUUAGAGGCCAACCCAAACGGUACUGCUGUGGAAAGUGGCAGUGAGGUGUAAGACUUUGUCCUGAUGAGUCUGCUUGAACUUUGCAUACAGCAUGACAAAACACAGCACUAUGAACCAUGUGCAUAUCGCAGAAUGAAUUCUCCAUCAAGUCCCCAUGAAUGUGUGCUCAGUGUCCGGUGACUGCAGAGAGGACGGAGGCUAUUGCAAUGACUUGAAAACUGCAGGCAUGUCUCAGUUGCUCUGUCCAGCGAGAAUGACGCUCUUUCAGAAAGGUGUUUUGUUUUUUUGUUUUUUUAAGUUCUCUAGUGCUGCUAGAAAAAGUGGAAGUUACACAAAAAACCCUUUAAAACACUUUCAUUUUGACACUGUCACAGAACCAAAGAGUUAAGAAAUCGGAUGUCUGGAACAAAGAAGGUACACGUUGUUUGUUCAUGAGCUGGCCUCAUAGCAGAUGUCACUGAAUGCAGUUUUCGCCUGCAAUAACCUGUAGAGAACUUUCCUUUGACUCGAUAGCACUGAUUCUCUCAGCUUUGUGCUUUUGCAGAAAAUGUUUGAGCUGGUCAGACUGAUAGAAACAUGCCUGCUUGCGUCAAGAGAGCCGAGCAGGGUAGUAUUAACGACAUCAAACUGACAGAAAUCAUUAAUUUAAACUGAGACUGGGGUAAUAUGAGAAUCUGAAUGUUCUUAAAAGUGCUGCUAUGAUGUUGCUUCUUUUUUUUUUGAUAAUGACUAUGACAAUGCCAAAGAGUAUUAUUAUUAUUAUUAUUAUUAU
Messenger RNA from Maylandia zebra (zebra mbuna), 2565 nucleotides. It is a transcript of the gene kcnj2a, whose product is annotated as potassium inwardly rectifying channel subfamily J member 2a. The record is from RefSeq and is a predicted model, not a curated record. Gene Ontology annotation, cellular component: plasma membrane. NCBI's taxonomy places the organism in Eukaryota, Metazoa, Chordata, Actinopteri, Cichliformes, Cichlidae. Gene Ontology annotation, molecular function: inward rectifier potassium channel activity. Gene Ontology annotation, biological process: potassium ion import across plasma membrane; regulation of monoatomic ion transmembrane transport.